Molecule: messenger RNA, 504 nt
Organism: Brassica napus (rape)
Lineage: Eukaryota; Viridiplantae; Streptophyta; Magnoliopsida; Brassicales; Brassicaceae
Product: putative RING-H2 finger protein ATL61
Exons: 2
Coding region: 1-504 (167 amino acids)
Source: RefSeq, a predicted model, not a curated record
AUGACGCUUACGUGUCUGAUAAAUGCUAAACCGGAACUAACCGACUCGAAAUUCGAUAUCACCCCCUUAGAGCCGGCACUGGCCAACAAUGAUCAUGGUUUGGGUACAAGCGAUGACCAUCAUGUUAUCAACAUCACGGAGUUGGCCAGUGUUAACCCCUCCAUCCUCAUCCGAUCAAUCCCCGCCGUUGAUUUUAACCCUCGGAACUUUGAGUUUGAGGACGGCGUCGAGUGUGUCGUUUGUCUCUCUGAGCUCGCCGAAGGAGACAAAGCCAAGCUCUUACCGAGCUGCAAACACUGGUUUCACGCACAUUGCAUCGACGCUUGGCUUGAGUCGCACGCCACUUGCCCUAUCUGCAGAACGAGAGUACGCCUGUUCCAAACUAACGAACCAAGUUCCGGCAAUCUAACUUGUUCUGAUGAGCAUUCAGCAGAUGUGACGGCGGUUGUUGUAGACAUCCCGACAACCUUCCAAGUCGGAGAUUUGGGCCCAUCACAUCCCUGA